AUGCUCACUCGAAUCGAUCAAAUGAACCGAAGGAAGAGAAGAAGAAUCAUCACUUCAGUUCAUUAUGUGUUUUUCACAUUCACUUUACUCCUCCCUCUCGUCUUGUCCGCCGAUUCAUACUCCGAUCCAGGUCCUCAACUUCAAUUCCGACCUCAUCAAGUGAUUAAACCCUCUCGUUUGAUGACAUGGUUUGAAUCAUUCUUUGAUUCCAAUCCUAAAUCACCUUUGGACCUUAGUCUUACUCUCCGAGAGUCUCAUUCAAAGCAAAAAAAUCCACCGCCGCCACCUCGACCACCGCCGCCUUCACCUCCUACUCCGUGCUCUACUCAAUAUCUCGAUCAGUAUCCUGCUCCUCUUCAAACCGCUCCUCCAUCCGCUUACGCGCCUUACUAUGGUCCGGGAUAUCUGACUAAGCCGCGUGACGAACUCGAUCCUCCAGAUGCACUACCAACGCAACCCGCUCUAGUUCAUCAACCUGGUAGUCCAGCCUUUCGAGCCCUUGGCAAACGUUGGGCUGGCUAUGCUACUGUCACUGUCUUUGUCAAUACCAUAACUGUCACCGCGGGCGCAAAUGGAAACGGAUUACAGGUAGUGACUGUCACGGUUGGCGAUACCUCUGGACAGCAGGGCGGUGGCACGGUGACAGUUACUGUCGCAGGUGCAACACAAACUGUUGGAGCUGGAGGAAAUGUGGUGGUUGUAGGACCUCAGACCACCUCAACCCAAACUGUGUUCAUGACACCUACACCAACAAUCGUACAUUCAACUUCGACUAUGACCAUUGGUGUUGGUGGAAGUGUUGCCACUGGUGUUGCUAAACCUGGUUCAUCUGUACAAGAUGAGAACAAUGGAUUGCCUGGUGAUAGACCUUGUCAACCUGGUGAAGAAAGUCUUCGAUACCCAGGAAAACUUGCACCUACCAAUCCUACUCAAACAUCUACCUUGUUUGCGAUCGGGGUUUAUUUUGUUUUUAUACUUGUCAGUUGGAAUUUAUAUAUCAUUCGACAAUUGAUUUACCCGAUCAAAUUAUUGGUGGUGGCUUGGCACGAGUUUGGUCAUGUGGUAGCUUGUGCUUGUUCUGGUGCUAGAUUAGAUAGUGUGACUAUUGAUCCUAAUGAGGGAGGGGCAACUCGAAUGGAAGCUCAAAUUUACCCUGCAGCCGGUUUACCCGCCGGAUACCUUUCUUCUUUCCUCUUCGGUGGAGUCAUGCUCUUUUGUGGAUUCGACACUUUGGCUUCCAAGUUGAGUACUUUGUGUCUCGCUGUUGCACAAAAGAAUGAAAUCAAGUCCUGGGGAUCUGUCUGGGUGAUAGGUCUUAUGAUUGGUUUUUGGUUCAUUGAUCAUGCUGGAAUCUUGAGGUACUUUGUUUUGUUUGUUGGAGUGAUGAGCUCUUGGUAUGUCUUAUUCGACGUUAUGGACGAUUUUGUCUUUAGAAAGAUGAAUCCUUGUUGUCCGGUCAUGUUUGAGGAACGAUUCCCAAUGGUCAAAGCUGGUAUUUGGGCUUUAAUCUGGACUAUACUUGCUGCUGUUAACUUUGUGGCUUGGAUCUUAUUGUCUUUGACUGUUUGGAGAGGAACACCUCGUGGAAUGUUCUGUCAAAGUCAACAGUUUUUACCUACUUGA
Molecule: messenger RNA, 1623 nt
Organism: Melampsora larici-populina 98AG31
Lineage: Eukaryota; Fungi; Basidiomycota; Pucciniomycetes; Pucciniales; Melampsoraceae
Exons: 9
Coding region: 1-1623 (540 amino acids)
Source: RefSeq, a predicted model, not a curated record